AUGGAGCCCCCAAGAGGCAUUUUGCAUAAAACGACACUUGAGUCAACCACUUUGCAACAAGGGACAUUUCAUACCACUACCAUUUCAAGCAGCAAGAGAUUCCAUGCCGAUGUCGCCAGUUCUGACCAACAACCGCCUCCACCAAAAAGGGCAGUUCAAUUCCAGAAAGCGUCGACUAUCAACAAGGAACUGCCUGAGCUGGCUGCUAGUAUCAUCACAGACAUUGAUCCCAAUCAUGCUGCCCACCCUUCUGAAUACUCGCAACGCCGGGCAAUAGCAACUACACCCACAUCAGUAGUCGACCGCUCUCUUUCGCUUUCUUUCCCGAGGUAUGGAUUACCGAGCUCGCUGGUAAAUAAUUUUAAAGCACUUGGUAUCAAUGAGAUAUAUACCUGGCAAAAGCAGUGCCUUUUAGGCCCAGGUCUUCUGAAUGGAACAAAGAACCUUGUCUAUACCGCGCCGACAGGGGGCGGUAAGUCUCUAGUUGCUGACAUUUUGAUGCUAAAAAGAGUCCUCGAAAAUAGCGAUUCGAAAGCUUUGCUGGUGCUCCCGUAUGUUGCCUUGGUUCAAGAGAAAGUCCGGUGGCUACGGAACGUUGUCCAAGGUAUCAAGCGCCCACCCAAGGAAGAAUCAUCGGAAAAGGAGCAGCGUUCGCUUUGGCAAAAACGUUUCGACGAGGAUACCAUCAGAGUUGUUGGCUUUUUCGGUGGUGGAAAGGUCAGAGCGACAUGGUCAGACUUCGAUAUCGGAGUCUGCACCUUCGAGAAGGCAAAUUCUCUUCUAAACACUGCCAUUGACGAUUGUUCCAUCACUAAGCUUCGAGCUGUAGUUCUAGAUGAGCUUCAUAUGUUAGACGAUGACCAUCGUGGCUAUCUUAUGGAGCUUAUUGCUACCAAGCUUUUGAGCCUCGGGUAUGAGGUCCAAAUCAUUGGCAUGAGUGCAACACUGCAAAAUAUUGACUUAUUAUCGCGUUGGUUGAACGCUCACAUAUACAGCACGUUCUAUCGGCCUAUACCCAUUGAGGAGUAUCUCGUCUAUGAAGGCAAAAUUUACCCAGCUUCGUCAACUCGCGGCCUCCUUAAGGCUGCUAAAGCUGCUAGUCAAGUCGACUCGGACUCCAAUGCAAGCCAACAGCAGAGCCAGCCUGUUAGGAUCGUCCAACCUAGCUUACACAAGGAAUUUAAGGAGACGGUAUUGAAUUCCGUAGUAGCACUAGCAGUCGAAACAGCGAGGUCCGGCUAUGGUGCCCUCGUGUUUUACGGGUGCGAAUCCGACGCACGGCUUAUUAGCCGGACAUUACGUGAUACCAGCCAACUAGCUUCCGCGAUUAUUGAAGCGAGGUUGGAUCUCUUAGCGGACCUACGCAGUCUCAGCACGGGGCUGGAUCCUUGCCUAGCAGAAACAAUUCCUUCUGGGGUUGCUUUUCACCACGCCGGCUUAACAACAAAGGAAAGGGAGUUGAUAGCUAGUGCUUACGAUAAAGGCGUGCUGAAGGUUUUGGUAGCAACCUGCAGUCUUGCCGCUGGUAUUAACCUUCCAGCCCGAAGAGUCAUCCUCCACAACGCGCGUAUGGGCCGAGACUUGGUCGGGCCCUCUAUGCUCCGUCAGAUGCGCGGCCGUGCGGGAAGAAAAGGAAAAGACGAAAUAGGGGAGACCUAUCUGUGCUGUCGUAAGGACGACUUGGAGGACGUCAUCGAGCUUAUGCGAGCUGAGCUACCGCAAAUUUCGAGUGGCUUAACAACCGACAGACAACGCAUCCAACGCGCAUUACUGGAGAUCAUAGCCAUCAGGUUGGCCAAUUCGAGAGACACCGUUGAAGAUUAUAUCCAGAAAACCCUAUUGAGCUUAUCUUCGACGCCCGAUGAGAUAAGGGGACACGUCGAUUCUAGCUUACGAGAUUUAAUCGAGAAAGGGUUCCUUCACUGUGGUGACUUCGAGACGUAUACGGCAACACAGCUUGGCAAAGCGAUUGUCACCUCUUCACUCGAACCGGAGGAUGGGGUGUUCAUCCAUCGCGAGAUGCAGCGUGCAUUACGCGCUUUCGCAAUGGAUGGUGAAAUGCAUGUUUUAUAUAUGUUCACACCGGUGCACGAUACUUCCACCACGAUCGACUGGCGAGUCUUUAGGUCGGAAAUGGAAGGUCUCGAUGACAGCGGGCUUCGUGUUAUGAGUUUUCUAGGCCUGAAACCGACACAAGUGAUCAAAAUGGCCCAAGGCGGAACCCUCAAAGAGACAACUCCGGAAGAAAAGGAAGUUUCCCGUAUAUAUCGCCGGUUCUACCUUGCUCUACAACUGAGAGACUUGUGCAACGAAAUGCCAGUUCAUGUGGUAUCACGCAAGUACGACACGCCACGAGGUGCGGUACAGAACCUGGCGCAGACAUGUCAGGGUUUUGCUGCUGGAAUGAUCAAGUUUUGCGAGCAGAUGGGCUGGGGGGCGAUGGCAGCUGUUCUAGACCACUUCUCGGACAGGCUGAACGCCGGGGCAAGGUCAGACCUCCUGGCGCUAGCGAAGAUCACGUUCGUCAAGAGCCGGACGGCUCGGGUUUUCUACGACAACGGUUUCAAAACCGUCGCAGCAAUCGCUAAUGCGGAUCCCAAGGAGCUUGUGCCGAUCCUUAUACAGGCGCAACCGAGUAAAGUGAGGCUUAAAUCCAAAGACGAGGAGAAAUACGAAGAGAAGCUCCUCGCCAAGGCCAAAAUCAUCGCAGAUUCGGCAAACAAGCUGUGGCGAAUCGAGAUGCAGCAGCAAAUAUAUGAAGAAGAAUAA
Messenger RNA from Daldinia caldariorum, 2769 nucleotides. RefSeq names its product P-loop containing nucleoside triphosphate hydrolase protein. The coding region runs from base 1 to 2769 and encodes 922 amino acids. The record is from RefSeq and is a predicted model, not a curated record. The transcript is spliced from 9 exons. Gene Ontology annotation, molecular function: ATP binding; nucleic acid binding. NCBI's taxonomy places the organism in Eukaryota, Fungi, Ascomycota, Sordariomycetes, Xylariales, Hypoxylaceae.